Molecule: messenger RNA, 4137 nt
Organism: Chelonia mydas (Green sea turtle)
Lineage: Eukaryota; Metazoa; Chordata; Testudines; Cheloniidae
Product: histamine H3 receptor
Exons: 3
Coding region: 423-1904 (493 amino acids)
Biological process (GO): adenylate cyclase-activating adrenergic receptor signaling pathway
Cellular component (GO): membrane
Molecular function (GO): histamine receptor activity
Source: RefSeq, a predicted model, not a curated record
AGUGCCUCAGGUUUCGGGCGCCCCAGGCGGGACCCAUUAAAGGGGGUCUGACUUUUAGGAAGUCCUGAGCACCUGCCCUCUCAGAUCACCCGUGGCCGGCCCCGGGCUGCGCUAAGGCGUGGAACAGACGCAGGCGGGGGCUGGGAUAUGAGGGGGGUUGUACCGCCUAAGCAACUCACAGCCCGCCUCAGGCUGAGCGCGCUCACUGCGGGCGGGAACGCGGCUCACCGCCGCGCGGCGGGGCUGCUCUCCUCAGCUGGCGACUUUGCCGCUUCAGGGCCGAGCGGGACCAGGGGGGCCGAGCGGGACCAGGGGGGCCACUCCUCUGUGCCCAGUCCCUGCGCUGCUCCCACUCCCACACUCCCUCCUGCCGGUCCCCGCCUCCCGCCGGCCGGCCAGUGGAGGAGGGGACGGGGCGGGGGAUGCAGCCCGCCCUGGAGUUGCUCCAGCAGCUCGCGCAGAGGCUCCAGAGCCCGACUCGCCCUCCGAGCCGGCAGCGCCCAGCGAGCGGCUUCCCGGGUCUGGCCGGGAUGGCGCGUACCUGUGCCCUGCCGCGCCCUCCGCCCAGCGCAGCAGCCACGCCCGGGGACCUGCCCUGGCUCAACCUCUCCAGCCGCCCGGAGGCGCUGGGCAACGCGUGCGCGGCCGGCGCGGGGCAGCUGCUUCAGCACCACGGCCAGUUCUCCGCCGGCCUCUCGGUGCUGCUGGCCGCGCUCAUGGGGCUGCUGGUGCUGGCCACCGUGCUGGGCAACGCGCUGGUCAUCCUGGCCUUCGUGGUGGACCGGAGCCUCCGCACCCAGGGCAACUUCUUCUUCCUCAACCUGGCCCUCGCCGACCUCCUCGUGGGUGGCUUCUGCAUCCCUCUCUACAUCCCCUACGUGCUGACGGGCGAGUGGAAGUUCGGCAAGGGCUUGUGCAAGCUCUGGCUGGUGGUGGAUUACCUGGUGUGCACCGCCUCCGUCUUCAACAUUGUCCUCAUCAGCUUCGACAGAUUCAUUUCCGUUACCAAAGCGGUGAGUUACAGAGCUCAGAAGGGGAUGACUAGAAAUGCCAUUUUAAAGAUGAUAAUCGUAUGGAUUGCAGCUUUUCUUCUCUAUGGACCAGCCAUCAUCAGUUGGGAGUAUAUUGCUCAAAAAACUAUCCUCCCUGAAGGAGAGUGCUAUGCUGAAUUCUUCUACAAUUGGUAUUUCCUAAUGAUUGCUUCCACUAUUGAAUUCUUUACACCUUUCAUUAGCGUUACAUACUUUAACUUAAGCAUUUACAUCAACAUAAGGAAACGCACUCCCAUGAGAAAUGAAAACCUAGCACCUGAUCAAGAGGACUGUGAAACAAGUUUCCAAGGGAAAAAAAGAGAGCAUGUAAUAUUUUUUGUAAAACCUACUGACAGACAGAGAGAUAAGAAAAGAAGAGCAAGUAGCCUUUCACCCACUAGACCCUGCAGUUCAAAGCUCAGCUUAUGUAAACUUGAUAACCAGUCGCUAGAUUUUAAUGUCGGUCAAGAUUUACCACCCUUACAGGUGGAUGUUGAAACUAAAGAACCCAGGGGCAGUCUUUACAAAGCUAUAGAAAACGUUUGCAACACCACAAGAAGAACAGAUAUUGCCAACAGCAUGGCAAACAGAGUUAGACUUUCCCGGGACAAACGAGUAGCCAAGUCUUUAGCAAUUAUUGUCUGUGUGUUUGGUUUGUGUUGGGCUCCUUAUACACUUCUGAUGAUCAUUAGAGCAGCUUGUCAUGGGCAAUGUGUGCAUCAUUCUCUCUACGAGACUUCAUUUUGGCUUCUGUGGCUGAACUCAGCUAUUAACCCUGUUUUAUACCCACUGUGCCACAUGAGCUUUAGAAAAGCUUUUAUAAAACUGCUGUGUCCUGGUAAGGCUAAAAUUCAUCCCCACAUUUUUAUGUAAAAUUAUAUAAGAAAAAUGAGCUUGUUAUGUAGAAACACUAAUUGCUUCUAAAAGGAACCUACUGGUGCUGCUUUGGUUUAGGUCCAUGAAUUAGGACUACCCCUGCUUACUUUAAGUCAGGGUAGACUUAGGAGAAUUUAAAGAUCAAUAAAAAUACAAAUAAAUCAGAGAAAGAUUUAUAACAUUGCGAUGCUAAUGCAUCACAACCAGAAAGUGACCCUAUCUAGUCUGUUUUCAUUCAAAGCAGAAUGACAUGCAAAAAGGCAAACAGCAUUCCUGUGAAAAAAGUAAAGUAAGAGUUUGCAAAGUCUUUCACCUUUAAUACUUUCAGGUGUUAACAGGUUAGGAUUUUUUCUUAAAAUAUGAUCUAUAACCUGAUAAAAUUCCCUUUAAUUACUUUGCAAUGAUAAAGUGUAGACGACAUCUGCAGGCCAUAAAAAUACAGAGUACAGAAAGUAAAAAUACUGCAAGAAUUAAUGUAAGUUAAAAAAUAGAGUCAAGUUUGAAAAAAAGAUGUAUUUUUCAGAAGGAACUGGUUAAAUUUACAGUAUUUUUAUCCAUCCACUGAUUUAUCCCUCCAUUAAAAUAAUCAAAAUGUACAGAGAAAGUUUAAGAAAAGGUAAGCUGUGUGUGGACUUAUCAACGUGUAAGCAGUAUUGCACCAAAUUACUGUAUGUACAUUUAUAAACAAUGCUGCACUAAGGACCUAAUUCAAAAUUCACUAAAAUCUUCCUUGGCUGAAGUGAGUUUUGGAUAGGGGACCAAAUAUCUGUGCGUGUUCUUAAAAAGAAUAUCACACCAUCGUACUCUUGCUUGUGUAUAAUGCCAUACCAAAAAAACAGCAGCCUAUUUUAUACCUAUGUAAGUCUAUAAAACUAAAGUGAAUAGAGAACAAUCACGAAUGAAUAAAAUGUAUUUGAUAAGUAACAGGAAGGUUUAAGAGUUAACAACACUGGAUGGGUAUAUGGAAAUGUGUACUACUCUAAAUAUGAAUGUUGAUGUGGCUUAUUUUGGGGCUAUUGAGAGAAGAGAUUAAUAGAAGGAAGAAAAAUGUGGGCUCAUAAGAGUCUAAUUUUAGUUUUGCUAUUUUGUCAUGUUAGCAGUCUGUUAGUACAGAGUCCAGCAUAAUGUCAAUGGGCAUUAGGGUCAAAGUUGCAGAGAAAUAUAAACAUGUGCUCCAAUUACAUGUGGUAGUAUAACAGUAUAUAUUUACCCUACAGGCAUCUUUUUAAAUCUAUGAACAGUGCUUAAAGUGAUCCUAAAUGUUUUUAUGCAUCUCACUAUCCACAAUGAUGGUCUCAAAUAAAAAUUAGUAUUAGACUAAAAUUGAUUUCCUGCUACUGCAAGAUUUUAAGUGAAUGAAAAUAUGUUUAGACAAACAGAUAUUGGCUGAAAUUCAUUUUUAAAAACACUCAAAUCUUUCAAAGCCUAGUUAUAUACAGUCAGAUCAGACACAUUCAGUGAAAAUCCAGGGAAACACCCCCAAAAUAAAACAAAGUAAAAAAUAUAAACAUGCAGUCUGAAUCCUUCAAAAUGUACAUCCUUUUGCAAAUAAAAAUGGUUUGCCUUUUUUAAAGACUGUGUCCAAUGGCCCAUCAGAAAGUUACCAGUGGUAAGUGAAACUAUUGACACAUUAGGCCCAAUACAAAUCCUUACUAAUCUUUUAUUCAAGUCCACCUCCUACCCUCCCAUCCCCAUCUUAUCCAGCGAAGACUGUUCUCCGCAGAGUCUCUACCCGGGCGGGGCUUAGGAGAUGGCAAUAGGAAAAAAAGACAUUGAAAAAAAUCUCCUUUUCUCAAAUAUUCGUAUGGGAUACACUACCAGUCAAGCACUUAUAUUAUUUGGAGCAAAUCCUGUCCCUAGAAAACAGCCAUGCUGUGCAUUGAGGCAGGCAGGGGAGAGAGAAUGACCAGCCAUGGAAUGUCAGCGCAUAGCCACUCCAUAACCAAUGAGAUAGUUGUGUAGCUCGUCUACAUAAUACUUUGUCCUGUUCCCUUCCAGGCCUAUGAAAUACCAGUCCCACUACUCUUGCCCUCCUAAACCGAUCUGUGAGAGUGAAAUGCAGGAAGCACCCACAGAAGACAGAGCUCCACAGCAUGCUCCCCAGGCCCACAGAAAGAUACUGCAGUGGUUCUGCUGCGUUCAGGUGUGUCUGCGUUAAUUGGAGAGGUGAAAGCAUGAUUUGGCUUUUUACCUCUUCAGUUCUCUCAUCUUUCUCCCUUCACCUCAAUGG